Lontra canadensis (Northern American river otter) is the source of this 1152-nucleotide messenger RNA. RefSeq names its product chromosome unknown C6orf15 homolog (gene CUNH6orf15). NCBI's taxonomy places the organism in Eukaryota, Metazoa, Chordata, Mammalia, Carnivora, Mustelidae. The record is from RefSeq and is a predicted model, not a curated record. Gene Ontology annotation, biological process: extracellular matrix organization. Gene Ontology annotation, cellular component: extracellular matrix.
AGGGCUGGCUGCCUUGGGGCAGAGAGAGAUGUUAGAGCUGAGCAAGAUGCAGGGCUGCACGGUGGGGAGCAGGGUUCCUCUGGGCCUGAUUCUUCUGAUCGGUCUUCAUCUUCCAGGCUUCUUUGCCCGAAGCAUUGGUGCAGUGGAGGAGAAAGUUCUCCAACACUUGGGAACCAACUUGCAUCUGCUUGAACAACCUUCCUUGCCCAGCCACUCCAACUCCGAACUUCCUCAGCCCAAACCAGACCCUGGGCCAAAUGAUUUAACAAGGGUUCCUUUGAAGUCCAAUGCUUCUCCAUUAGCUGGCUUCCAACCUGCAGGUGGUUCUGGGGUUCAGAGAUGGCCCCCAACUGGGGGGCUACCCUCCAUGGAUUCCUGGUCCUCUGAAGAUCCUUGGCAGAUAAUGGCUGCAGCCACUGAGGACCACGUGAGGGAAGCGCUGCCUGAAAAAUGGUCUUACCUUUCUGGUGUUGCCCUCCCUCUAGGCAGCAUUCCUUUGCCCACAGGGCUCUCUGCACGCUCCACAGGCCCCAAACCCAAGGCUUCACUCCUCUACCAGGAUUCCAAGUCUAGACGGUCACUUCAUUCUAAUGUGCUGGGAGCCCAGAGAGAAAUCCUUGUUCAACACCCACCCGCUCUUAACAGGAUUCGACAGCCAUUUCUGCCUGGGGACCCCUGGGGAACCUUGAAUCCAGGAGUGUCCUAGGGAGGUGGAGGUCCUGGAACUGGAUGGGGAACAAGGCCCAUGCCACAGCCUGUGGGAAUCUGGGGUAUCGAUAAUCAACACCCAAGUAUUAGCUGUGGGGAUAUUAACCAGUUUCCAGGAGGCAGCUGGGGGAAUAUUAACCGGUAUCCAGGUACCAGCUGGGGGGAUAUUAACCCAUAUCCAGGAGGCAGCUGGGGGAAUAUCCACCUACGCCCAGGUAUUAAUAAUCAGUUUCCUCCCAGAGUUCUCCAUCCUACUGGCUCUUCUUGGAAUAUUCCAGCUGGCUUUCCCAAUCCCCCAAACCCUGGGUUACAGUGGGGUUAGGAGAAUGAAGGAGGGGAAAACCCUAAGUUGGAAAUUGAAAGAAUGCAGUGUGAGCUAAAUGAAGAUUCAGUGAGUGUGUUUUCUAGCAUUCUCUUUACUUUUCACUGCCUCUCCUGCUUCCC